AUGGCGUCGUCGGCGCGCCGAGCCGCUGCCGAGCCGUGCGACGCGACCGAGCACGACUCGAGCAGCAAGCUCUUUCGUUCUAUUGAUAGAGACAGCGCGCAAGCAGCUGUAGUCAAACACCAACCCUGGCAGCUCGUCUGCAUGGGCUCGUGUUUCGUGAUCAGCGUGGUCGUCAUGAUGGGCUUCGGCGCCGCGUCCGUCUCCAGCUCUCCGCACCGCUCGCUGCCCGCCACUGUAGUAGGGCCGCGACGUGGCGGCGGCCGCGCCGGAGGUGCACUCACGUGGUGGUACUUCGGCGCGAACACCCAUGCCCCGGCGGCGACGGCGACGACGACGAACACGACCAUUGGCAACGUUCUACCGAGACUGCGCUCCGAAGAAACACCCGACGAGGAGUCGUCGAUCGAGACCCUGCGACGCCUAAAGGACAAGCUCGAGUCCUUGGCAGCGCAGCAGGCGCAGGCCACCGAGAAGAACACGACGGACUCGACGAAUCCCGCAGCCACUCGCCUUCCGAUUACGCCGACUGCGCGCGGCGCGCGCCGCGUCGCGCUGGACGGUUCCACUCCCGUACACUACGUCCUGGAGAUCGAGCCCAGCCUGGACGAAGCGACCAACUUCUCGUUCAAUGGAACCGUGACCGUCACCUUCGUGUGCCGCAAGCGCACGGACAAGAUCGCGCUCCACGCCGCGGCCGUACUGGCGGUGGACGUGCUCAACAUCGUGGCCACCUUCAGGAGCGUCCAGAAGCCGUUGCGCAUCGACAACACGUCUCGCAACGUGCUCGAGGACUUAUACGUCAUCCGGCUGAAAGAGCAGCUCCACAGGAACGAGCGCUACAACUUGACUCUGCGCUUCUCUGGUACGGUGGGCACGGAUCCCAAGGGGCUCUACCGGGUCAGCUACAUCGAAGCUCCCGGAAAGCGACACAAGUGGGCCCUGCUCACUAAAAUGCGCCCUAAGUACGCCCGGAGGGUGUUCCCCUGCUUCGACGACCCUUCGGUGACGGCCAGCUUUGACAUCACCAUAGUGCACAAGAAAGGGGUCAACGCCUUGUCCAACAUGCCAGUCUACAGGACGGAAAGAAGGACGCCAGACCUUGUGGCCGACACCUUUGCCAGGACGCCGAGGAUACCAACCCUGCUCAUCGCGCUCACACUGAACGACUUUCCGUCCUUCGGCAAGGGCACGAUGCGGGUUUGGACUCGUGCAUCGGCUACAGCCCUGGCACAAAAACUGGCUCUGGACGUCGUGCCCAAGUUGCUCGAGCAUUACGAAGAUUAUUACGAGACGAAGUAUCCGAUGCCGAAACUGGAUAUCGUGAUCCUUGCCAACUGCUCCAUUGUCACGUCCGGCUACUUUGGAUUGAUCUUCAUGAAGGAGCCGACGUUCGUCCUUCAGAAUCCACGAAAGACAAUGGCCAAAGAUGCUGUGCAGAGGUUGUCGGCUUUGGCUCAGGCCAUAUCGGCGCAGUGGUUUGGAAACCACGUGACGCUGUCUGGGUGGAAUAACAUUUGGCUGAGCCGAGCACUGGCCGGGUUCAACAAGUACUCGGCGCUGAAGAAAAUCGACCCCUACUGGGAUUCCGCUGACUUGGAGCUCGUCUACGACGUUCACGAGGCGCUGUAUUUAGACAGCCUGGGCACCCGCUACGCGCUGUCAGACGAGGACUCCAUCGAUAUGCAGGCCGAAAACCCUCUCAUCAACAUCGACCUAAAGAAGGUUGAAAACAUGUCGGGCACUCCCAUGGAUCUGACCUCGGUUAUGCACACGUGGACGAAGCAAGAUGGCUACCCCUUGGUUACUGUCAAAAGGUUCUACGCUUCGGGCACUGCCAAGGUCUCCCAGUGUCGCUACUACUUGAACGAACCUCGUUUGGAAAACAGCAACAUCUGGCACAUUCCGAUCACCUUUUCCAACGGAGGUCCAUUUUCGCAAUUCAGGGACCACCCUCCGGUCGUCUGGUUGUCGAAUCCUGAUGGCAAGUUGACGGACAUUCCUUACAACGGGACCUGGCUCUUGCUCAACCUGAAAGCCAAGGGUUUCUAUCGCGUGAACUACGACAAAAGGAACUGGAUGAUGCUCAUCGAACAACUGAAGAAAGACCACACGGCCAUACCGCAUCAAAACAGAGCACAGUUACUCGCUGACAUCUACGACCUUGCCCGGUCGGGCGCCCUUCAAAUGAGCCUAGCAUUCUCUGCCAGCCGCUACCUGACCAAGGAAAGAGAGUUUCUGCCAUGGAAAGCAGUCUUGAAUGCCUGGAGAGGCAUCGAGAAGCUCCUGCUGGGUACCAACAUAUUCCCGUCCUGGAAGGCUUUUGUCGUGCGCCUGAUCACCUCCGCUUACACGGCGCUAAACUGGGAAGAGAAGCCUUCCGACGAUGUUCAGAAAACGCUACUGCGCAGGGACAUCUACGCGUUGGCUUGUCGUUACGACUACGCCCCUUGCGUGUCGGCUGCAGUCAACUACUUCAAGGCGUUCAAGAGCGCCAGUCGACAGCAGAACAAGAUACCUCACAACCAUCGUGGCUUCGUGUACUGCGCCGCGGUGCAGCGGGGCGACUACUCGGACUGGAAGUUUGUCUGGGACCGCUUCGUGGAGCACGCGCACGAACCGGGCCUGGAGCGCUCCGAGCUCAUCUGGGCGCUGAGCUGCUCCACCAACCAGAGGAUCACUCGAACGCUCCUGAGGAAGACUCUGAACGAGAAGCUGUUGAACGUGAUUGACUGCGUCCGCAUAUUCACCUUCGUGGCGGAACGGAGUGUCGAAGGAAGGAACCUCACGUUGGACUUCAUCCGCAAGAACUGGCCGUCAAUGUUCUUCAUGUGGCGUGCAAGGUUCAUGGAGAUCCUGAUUCGCGUCGCUGCGAAAAUGGUGAAUGAUCAGGAGCUCGACCAAGUUCGCAACUUGUUCUACAAUUUCAAUGGGACUUCGGCUGAGGUGACCUGGGCCUUCCAGCAGCUCGACAGAAACGCCGCCGCGAACACAGCUUGGAUGGCGUCGCAAUACAAGCAGAUCAGCAAAUUUCUGGCUGAAGACGAGCGAAAGAGUAAAAACCUGAAAGCUUGAAAAGCGCUAGCUGCAAGUAGUGUGGGAUUAAAGGUGGUGCUU
Messenger RNA from Dermacentor silvarum, 3114 nucleotides. RefSeq names its product aminopeptidase Ey-like. NCBI's taxonomy places the organism in Eukaryota, Metazoa, Arthropoda, Arachnida, Ixodida, Ixodidae. Bases 1 to 3072 code for a protein of 1023 amino acids. The transcript has 19 exons. Gene Ontology annotation, molecular function: metalloaminopeptidase activity; zinc ion binding; peptide binding. Gene Ontology annotation, cellular component: cytoplasm. Gene Ontology annotation, biological process: proteolysis; peptide catabolic process. The record is from RefSeq and is a predicted model, not a curated record.